Coprinopsis cinerea okayama7#130 is the source of this 1944-nucleotide messenger RNA. Its product is annotated as other/FunK1 protein kinase. NCBI's taxonomy places the organism in Eukaryota, Fungi, Basidiomycota, Agaricomycetes, Agaricales, Psathyrellaceae. Bases 1 to 1944 code for a protein of 647 amino acids. The transcript is spliced from 4 exons. The record is from RefSeq and is a predicted model, not a curated record.
AUGGCCUCUGACCCCUUUCCCAACGAGCUCCUCGACGCUGUCAUCGACGAUCUCGACCCAAAGACAGAUGCACAAACCCUCUCCUCUCUCGCACUGGUUAACCAACACGCCACGACUAUUGUCAACGAGCGCCGGUUCAAGAACGUAGCGUUAAUUCGAAGCCUUGGAGGGCGUCGAUGCGAAGGACUCUGGGAACUCGUCAAGGCCAACCCGAACCUCGUGCACAACAUCCUUUCGCUCCAGUUGGCCGACAAUUCCAUUGAUGGAGGCGGUUUUUUCUUUGGAGUGUCUGAUGAGUCCAGUGAUGAAGACGAUGGGGACGAGUGGACCUCGACUGGUAGGGUUGGAUGGCUGGGAGAGAGGAGGCCUGUCGCACCGGGUCUUGUCGAACUCUUGACGGCUGUCAAGCCCACCCUGCAGGUACUCGCAGUCUGCUCAAGACUUCAGUGGCGUAGUCUCUCGAGGCCUGUUCGACGUGCGCUCCUCGAACUCGCAUCGUCGCCUGCACUCAAAGUCCUCAAACUAGGUCGCUUCAUCCAAAUACCUAUCUCCCUCUUCCUCACCUCGCCUCACCUCAAGCAACUCUCGUCGAAAAGAACCUAUAUCUCCCCCUCGAAUUCGCGUACCUCUAAUGAGCCAUCACAGGUCCUCGCCGACGAGCUAGGGCAACUCGACGUUCUGGAGCUCAGGGACUCGUUUUCAGAGCUCCAGUUCCUCCCGUUAUCUCUGUCAAAGUUGCGAAGGCUCGUCGUCGAGUUUAGCCCCGAGGAGAACAUGUUCACUCAACGUAUGCCCCACGACGUGAAGGACGCUUUGUGGAAUUUGCUGGAAGACCUUCCGCUGAAAGAAUUCCGCCUGCUUUUUGUUCUCCCGUCCCAUUUCUCAGCACAGCUCUCUGCGCUCACGCAAUUUAUUCUCUUCACGAAAUGGCCCCUUCGUGUGCUGGAGGUUGCAGUUAUCUACAGAGACAAUCUCGACGCUUGGAUGGGGCCUUUGUCCUUGGUGCUUGCGAAAAUGAAGACCCUCGAGGAGCUGCGACUCGAGGUCUAUCCGAUCUCCGAAGCUCGGUCAGAUGCAUAUGAUCGAAGGGGUGCGACCGACAUCGAGUGUCGCCCUGCUUGGGAGAGCCUCGAGAAAGCACUCGUCCAGCUCAGCACCCUUCGGAAGCUCGUCAUCGUGUUUGACGAGAGGCAUAGGGAGACGGAGAUGUAUCGCGAUCCUGAGGAUACGUUGAAAGCGGCGAUGCCAACUUUGCUUGGGGAUGGUCGUUCUCUUAGGUUUGCUGUCGAAUGGAACGAACGCCCCGAAGUUUAUUAUGACCCUGAAUGCCAUCAUGCUGCUCGGAGAGCAGGGCAUGUUCUCCAUCGCGAUCUCAGCGAAAGUAAUAUCAUGUUUGUCAGAACCCUCGUAGAUGACGAAGUGACUGUCGUCGGGAUUUUGAACGACUGGGACACGGCGUCUUUCCUGAACGGGGCCAAUCAGGUCCCUCAGUCUGCUGCGCAAAAUCGCACCGGUACGCCUCCCUUCAUGUCCGACCAUCUCUUAUACGGACAGGCUCCGACUACCACCUCCCGCUUCAAAAGAAAAGCGACAGAGCCCGUCCGACACAGUUAUCAACACGACGUGGAAUCAUUUUUCUACAUCCUUUUAUGGGCUGCGAUCCACUACCGGUUUGACGGAACAAAAGACGACACUCCCUCGAGGGUUGACAAUUGGGCUUCAAGUAAUGUCGAAGCUGUCCGACGCUGGAAAGUCGAGGUUAUGACAAGGGAGAAUUACUUCCUCGACGAGGUCUUGGAGCCGUUUGUUCUUCCUCAUUUCACCGAACUCGGCCAGCAGUGGAUCGUUCCGAUGUAUGACCUCAUUGUGACAUCCCGGAUGAAAGGUUCCAAUGUGGAAUUGACCUAUGAAGCGGUGAUAGAGGCUAUUGGCGAGGAGGCGUAG